Molecule: messenger RNA, 1077 nt
Organism: Trypanosoma cruzi
Lineage: Eukaryota; Euglenozoa; Kinetoplastea; Trypanosomatida; Trypanosomatidae
Product: mucin-associated surface protein (MASP), putative
Exons: 1
Coding region: 1-1077 (358 amino acids)
Source: RefSeq, a predicted model, not a curated record
AUGGCGAUGAUGACUGGCCGUGUGCUGCUGGUGUGUGCCCUCUGCGUGCUGUGGUGUAGUGCCUACUGUAGAUGUACGGAAGAGGAGUCAGUUUCCCUUUCUCGGUCUGGUAUUGGUGAUUCUAGGACGGGGUCAGGCGUCUCUGGGGAAAACGGAGUGAAAACGGAUAAAACAAAGACAAUGAAAACUGCGUCUGAGGGUGAUUCUCAUCCCAGUGAACGAGACGUGUCAGAUGGAGGAAGCUUUGAUCAAGCACCACCCGAUAAAUCUAUUUGUAAAGAGAAGAAUGAUGGUUCUACUGUCAAACCCUUGACUACCGAUGGGGAGGUUCUAUUGGAUAGUCAGGAAACCAUUGCCACUCAUUUGAAAGGGAUGGACACAGACCUGGCAGACCCAAAUAUAAAUCAAAAUCAUAAAAAUCCAAAAGCAAUUGAUGGUAUUGACACACAAUUACCAGACGCUCCAGCGGCACCAAAAGCACAGCCAUCACCGCCAACAGUGCCGACAGCGAAUAAAACAGUGAACUCAAAAGAGGAACUGACAGCUGAAGAAACUCCCGAACAUUCACGUGCCACACGGAACCCAAAUGAAGGCAGUGAAACCAAAAACACAACUGAUCAAGCUCUGAAGCCCGAUGCUGGCGGUAUUGACACUCUGGCGUCGGAGGAUGCUAGCAGUCCCUCUAUUGACGACGCGGCAACCAGUGAGGCGACUGCCAACACUGCCCGUGUAGGAUCCCCAAUUGCAUCCCUUAACAAUACCGAUGGAAAAAAUGAGGGAUCGCGCGACGGUGAGAGUCCCACUCCAAGUCCUUCAGCUGCAGAACCUGAAACUAUUACAACGGCCAAACCGACCACUCAUGAUGUAAGCCACCCAAACAAAAACGGCACCGUAACCUUCACAGGAGAGAAGAAUGCUCCAACAACUAACCCUAAGAGUGCAACGGAGGGCAAGGAAACCGCAGACGUUGAGAGUGACAGCAGCACCGCGGUCUCCCACACCACCUCCCCUCUUUUGCUUCUUCAGCUUCUUAUUGUUGUUGCGCGUGCGGCUGCUGCUGCGGUGGUGGCCGCGUGA